AAUACUUACAGGUAUUCAAGAAAGUCGAAUGCUUUUCAUUCAACUAUCAUCUUGCCAGCUUCAUAUUCUUGAUCGUUGCAACUUGCAAGUAAUCUAAUGAUCAACUGUGAUGAAAAUCACCUUCAAGACCAAACCCCUCCCUUCGUUUCUCACCUUCUCAACCCUAAAACAAUCCCCAAGACACCACUCAACUUCACCCCUUCAACAACCCCACAUCCCCACAAACACAACUUACCAACACUCCCUCAUUGCAGCCCUAAAAUCCUCAUCAUCCCACCCCACUCCCCUCAAAUACGGCCAGCAUCUCCAUUCUCACAUCCUCAAAUACGGCCAUGACUCCAACAUCUUUAUUCGCAAUAGUUUGAUCAGUCUGUAUGCAAAAUUUGGUGUCUUAAACGAUGCGGAAUCCAUUUUUGUUGAUGGGUGUCAGUCGGAUCGUGUUUCGUGUAACAUUAUGCUUGCUGGGUAUGUUAAAUUCGGCCGUUUGGAUGAUGCACGCCAACUGUUUGAUAAAAUGCCUGGGAGAAAUAACAUAUCUUUUACUACUAUGAUAAUGGGGUUGGGUCAAGGUAGGUAUUGGGAUGAAGUGAUGAAUGUUUUUAAGGAAAUGAGGUUGUUGGGUUUGGCUCCGAAUGAGGUGACAUUGUCGAGUGUGAUUUCGUCGGAUGCACAUGUAUCCGGGGGUAAAAACGGGCAUAUGCUUCAUGGUUUGGUUGUUAAAUCUGGGCUUGAGGAGUUUAACCUUGUGGUGACUAAUCUGGUUCAUGUGUAUUGCGCGUGUUCGUGUUUGGAUUAUGCGAGGAUUUUGUUCGAUGGGAUGUCGGAGAGGAAUGUAGUUUCGUGGAAUGUGAUGUUGAAUGGGUACUCAAAGGCUAGGUUAAUUGGCUUUGCACGAGACCUGUUCGAUGAAAUGCCUGAACGAGAUGUGGUUUCUUGGGGUACCAUUAUCGAAUGCGUUUUACAUGUUGAGAACUUGAGUGAGGCGUUGACGUUAUACCGAGAAAUGGUGAAUAGCGGGAUAGGUCCUAAUGAUGUCAUGCUGGUGGAUAUAAUUUCGGCGUGUGGUCAAGUGAACGCGCUUUCUGAAGGUCAACAGUUCCAUUGUAUAAGCGUAAAGUUAGGAGUCGACCGUCAUGACUUUAUGCAAUCGACAAUCAUCCACUUCUAUUCCGCUUGCAACAAUAUUAAACUCGCUCAAAUGCAGUUCAAAAUCGGGAGCAAAAACCACCUGCCGUCGUGGAAUGCGUUAAUAUCAGGACUAGUAAGAAACGGGAUGAUCGAUUCUGCACGCGAAUUAUUCGACAAAAUCCCUAGUAGAGACGUUUUUUCAUGGAGUUCGAUGAUUGCAGGAUAUGCACAAACGGGCCAACCUGAUAUGGCUUUAAAACUCUUCCGUGAAAUGAUAUAUAGUGGCGUUAAACCGAACGAAGUAACGAUGGUAAGCAUGCUCUCAUCCGUUGCUAAUUUGGGCUCGUUACAAGAAGGAAGAUGGGCUCACGAGUUUAUAAUCAGCAACUCGAUUCCCAUAAACGAUAAUCUAUCCGCAGGCAUUAUCGACAUGUAUGCGAAAUGUGGGAGCAUAAACACUGCGUUACAAGUCUUUAAUCAAGUCAAACACAAAGUGUUGACCAUCUCACCGUGGAACGCUAUCAUAUGUGGUUUAGCGAUGCACGGUCACGCGAGAACAUCGUUAGAAACGUAUUCAGACUUGUUGACACGCGGUAUCCCGCUUAACUCCAUCACAUUUAUUGGCGUACUUAGCGCGUGUUGUCAUGCUGGUUUGGUAGAAGAAGGUGAAAGACAUUUUAAAAGUAUGAAAAAUGUUUAUAACGUAGAGCCAAACAUCAAGCACUACGGUUGUAUGGUGGAUCUUUUGGGUCGAGCGGGAAGAUUGAAAGAAGCGGAGGAGAUGAUCAACAACAUGCCUAUGAAGGCGGAUGUUGUGAUAUGGGGCACGUUGUUAGCAGCUUCUAGAACGUAUGGUAAUGUAGAAAUUGGAGAAAAAGCGGCUGAAAAUUUGGCGAAUGCAGAACCAUCACAUGGUCCAGGUAGAAUUUUGCUUUCCAAUCUUUAUGUAGAUGCGGGGCGGUUGGAUGAUGCAGCUUUUGUAAGACAUGAAAUGCAAACCCGAAAGUUAACCAGGUCGUUUGGUUACAGUGGUGUAAUAUGACCCGUUAAUUCGAUUUAUAAUUUGAUUUUAAAAUCUUUGACAUGCUUUAUACGUAUUUUUUAACAACAAAUACUCAUGCA
Messenger RNA from Helianthus annuus (common sunflower), 2250 nucleotides. RefSeq names its product pentatricopeptide repeat-containing protein At5g19020, mitochondrial. The transcript has a single exon. Gene Ontology annotation, biological process: RNA modification. Lineage: Eukaryota; Viridiplantae; Streptophyta; Magnoliopsida; Asterales; Asteraceae. The record is from RefSeq and is a predicted model, not a curated record. Bases 110 to 2170 code for a protein of 686 amino acids. Gene Ontology annotation, molecular function: protein binding; RNA binding.